This is a messenger RNA of Lycium barbarum (goji berry), 573 nucleotides long. RefSeq lists its product as uncharacterized. NCBI's taxonomy places the organism in Eukaryota, Viridiplantae, Streptophyta, Magnoliopsida, Solanales, Solanaceae. Bases 1 to 573 code for a protein of 190 amino acids. The record is from RefSeq and is a predicted model, not a curated record. The transcript has a single exon.
AUGGGGACUAAUGCACCAACUAAUGGUUCCACUACUGCUACUUACAUUCCUAACUCUUCGAGUCCAUUGUACCUUGCAACGUCUAAUGUGCCUGGGAUAUCUGUUGUUCCUGUUCCUUUCUGUGGAACUGGGUUUGGGGGUUGGAGAAGAAAUAUGGUCGUUGCUCUAUCUGUUAUGAACAAAAUUGCUCUAGUAGAUGGGAGUUGUACUAAACCUUCUGAUGAUUCACCUCAGCUUAGGCAAUGGAGUAUGGUUAAUCAUCUAGUGAUGUCAUGGAUAACUCAUUCCCUUACCCCUGAGAUAGCUGAGAGUGUGCAGUACUCUGAAACAGCACAGAACAUUUGGUCUCAGUUGAAUAAGAGAUAUGGGACUGUGAGUGGAACUAGAAUAUUUGAGCUUAAAAAGGAGAUAGCUUCCACUAGUCAGGGGUGUUUGGAUAUUGCCUUCUAUUUCAAUAAGUUUAAGAAAAUUUGGGAUAAAUUGAGCUUCAUGCGCACUAAGAAUGCAAAUAGGUGCACCUAUGCUGCUAAAGAAGCACUUAUCCAAGAGGAAGAAGAAAAUCAUGGGACUUAA